GAUAGUAAUUUGCAGCCUGGUCGACUCCCUAGAAAUGUCAAAGGGCUCGUUGUAUGUUCCAAUUUGACGGCCCAACCUGCGUCUGAAAUCUUCUUUGAAGUCUACACUUUGAAGAACAUGGAAGCUGUCAUUGCCACUGUUGUUCCAUCUUCUUUCGGAUUCUCCAGGCCUACCGAUUCCAUUUCCAGAUCGACUGUUUUCAAUGUCAAUAGAUCCAAUUCUGUGCGCUUCCCCACCCAAUUUCGCUUCUUCAGUGGGUGGCUUAAUUUGAAGCCUGGACAUAGGAACAUGGCUUUUGGAUGCAAGAAAUGCACAAUAGUUAGAGCAUCAGCAUCUGCUGACUCAUCCGGAUCAGCUGCUCCAAUUGCCCCACUUCAGCUGGAAUCUCCAAUUGGUCAGUUUUUGUCUCAGAUCUUGAUAAGCCACCCACAUCUUGUACCUGCUGCUGUUGAACAGCAGCUUGAGCAGCUUCAAACAGACCGUGAUGCUGAGGAACACAAGGAAGAGUCUUCAGCUUCUGGCACUGAGUUAGUAUUAUACAGGAGGAUUGCGGAAGUUAAGGCUAAUGAAAGGAAAAAAACUCUUGAAGAAAUCUUGUAUGCAUUGGUUGUGCAGAAAUUUAUGGAUGCCAAUGUUUCUUUGAUACCGACAAUAAGCUCCUCUUCUUCGGACUCGUCUGACCGAGUGGACACAUGGCCAAGCCAAGAUGGGAAGCUUGAGCAGCUUCACUCUCCUGAAGCCUAUGAGAUGAUCCAGAAUCACCUAGCUCUCAUUUUGGGGAACCGCUUAGGUGAUUCAGCCUCAGUGGCUCAGAUAAGCAAACUCAGGGUUGGGCAGGUCUAUGCAGCAUCGGUGAUGUAUGGUUACUUCCUUAAGCGGGUAGAUCAGAGGUUUCAGCUUGAGAAGACAAUGAAAAUACUUCCACAUGCAUUGGAUGGGGACAAGGGUUCUGUUCAGGAAGCCUUGUGGGAUAAGAUGACGCCCUCUGGCAGUGAUGACUCUGUCCAAACUGUAAAAUCCCACCCUGAGGUCUCAUCUGGGGCUGGUGGCUUCACCCCUGGUGGUUUUGGUCAUGGGAUAAAACCCUCCCGACUUAGAAAUUAUGUGAUGUCUUUUGAUGCAGAGACACUACAGAGGUAUGCAACAAUAAGAUCCAAGGAGGCUGUCAGCAUCAUUGAGAAGCACACAGAGGCAUUGUUUGGAAGACCUGAGAUUAUUAUAACUCCUCAGGGAACAAUUGAUUCUUCCAAGGAUGAACUCAUCAAGAUUGGCUUCGGUGGUUUAAAGAGACUUGUUCUGGAGGCUGUGACUUUUGGUUCUUUUCUCUGGGAUGUUGAGAGCUUUGUGGACUCGAGGUACCAUUUUGUUAUAAACUAAGUUCUGUGUGCUUGCGUCCAUGCCACAAAUAAGCUUGGUAAAGAAGGCAUUAAUUGACCAUCUUAAAUUGUAUGACUGAGUGUAAAUUUGGAGCUAAGUGGAGUCAUAUUACACUAAUUGAGCUUGUAUAUAUUCAUGCAUUUUCUAAUUUAUUUGAAGGAUCUUAAACAGUUGAAUUUGUGAAUUUGGUAUCUACAGAUGCAAUAUAGCCUAAAGGGAGAUUCAGUAUGCAAGAUA
Molecule: messenger RNA, 1614 nt
Organism: Vitis riparia (riverbank grape)
Lineage: Eukaryota; Viridiplantae; Streptophyta; Magnoliopsida; Vitales; Vitaceae
Product: UV-B-induced protein At3g17800, chloroplastic-like
Exons: 4
Coding region: 118-1377 (419 amino acids)
Source: RefSeq, a predicted model, not a curated record